GAUCGAAUGCAAUCGGGUACUGGACUACGCCCACUACACUUUGCUGCUUCCAGGGGCUACUUGGACAUUGUAACCUGCCUCAUUGAGAAAGCUGGUGCAACUGUUGACGCCACGGACAAAGAAGGAGAGCACUGUUAAAAGCAGCAUAUGCAGGACAUAUGACUAUUGUCGAAUAUCUGGUAAUAAAAGCACAAGCAGACACGACUCAUCAAGACAAGGAUGGCUGGCGCGCCCUGCAUAACGCAUGUUCGCGAGGUCAUUUGCCCAUGGUCCAGUUUCUGGUGGAGUGUGGUGCGCCUGUCAAUGCACGGAGUCGGAUUGGAAAUACUCCACUCAUCAAUGCUGCGUCUAAGGGGAACACCGCUGUGGUGGAAUAUUUGUUGAAUGAAGCGGAGGCAGAUCCAUUACUGCACAAUGAAUUUGGUGAAACAGCGUAUGAUGCGGCAGCGGCUAUUGGCAGCGUGUAUUUAUGCGAGUUAUUGGAAGCAGCGGAGCGGGCUUGCUGGGUUGAUCCUAUUCGAGGUAGAGAUGGCCCAUAUGAUCCAUUAUCCAUCCACGUUACAGUUCCUGUCUUGAUCCACGAAAAUCAACGAGCAGUGACCUCAUUGUUAAGGGGUCUAGGCAAGCAACUACCCACAUUCUCUUCAUCAGCGCUAAGUAAAAAUGACAGACGAAGUGCUUGGAGUCUAUACCCGUCUGGGAAACCCACCACAAGGGGCCACGUCAAGCUACCGCCGUUGGACCGAAAUGCGUCAUGGUUCUGGCUGACGGAUUGGACGGUUGACUAUUCUCAUCCAAAGUCGGACAACGAAGGAUGGCAGUAUGGGAAAAGCUUUGAGUAUACGGAUGACGAGGAAUGGACAGCAGCGAUUCCUACCAGCGGUGCAGGAUGGGUGCGUAGACGACGUUGGAUGCGUAUCAUGAAACGACGGGUGGAUCAUCAGCAGCAACAGCUGGAAUCUGCAGCCGCCAGCGGCGGGCAAGUGAUAAUAGCAGGCGCACGAGAACAAGAAGUACAAACAGGUGAAAGCAACAGUUUAAUGGGUGGUACUACAACAACAACAGACCAAGGAGGACACGACCAUUUAAGACUAGUGGAACGACAGGAACAGGCAUCUGGCAGCAGCCACACGAGUAACAACAACAGUGGCAGCAGCAGCAACAGCACGGUGGGCAUGAGCUUGACCAAGGCCCAGUCGGUGUUUGUGGGGUGUACAACACAUGUUCAGUCGGUUGAAACAGCAGCAGCAGCAGCAGCAGGAGCAGGAGCAACAGAACCGGAGCCUUCACCGCGACAGUCGUCUUUAGAACUGACACGAGCAAGUGUACGGUCGUCGAUCGCUUCUUCACAUUCUUGCCAUGUUCAGCCCCACUAUUACCAUCACCACCACCACCAUCGACCGACGUAUGUAUGGGAGCGUAACGAACAAGCAGCCGAAUGUCGACGGUGUGGAAGAUGGUUCAACCUGCUUGUCCGUCGCCACCAUUGCAGGUUCGGAUAUAUUUUCUAAAGGAUUUUUACGGGAUGGGAAAAAACAGCAACAGGCGAUGGCACAGAGUUGGACUUUUUGUUUAUUCCUCGUUGCAUAACAUCAACAACACCAGACGGUGUGGACUCGUUGUUUGUGACAAGUG
Messenger RNA from Zychaea mexicana, 1635 nucleotides. RefSeq lists its product as uncharacterized. Lineage: Eukaryota; Fungi; Mucoromycota; Mucoromycetes; Mucorales; Lichtheimiaceae. The transcript is spliced from 5 exons. The coding region runs from base 159 to 1511 and encodes 450 amino acids. The record is from RefSeq and is a predicted model, not a curated record. Gene Ontology annotation, molecular function: protein binding; metal ion binding.